AUGGGGGUUAACAAUCAUGGUCAAACAAUUGUUUUUGCUUGUGGAUUUUUGAAUCAUGAGAGCGUUGAUGAUUUUGUAUGGUUAUUUAAUAAAUUUUUUGAAAGUAUGCCUCGUGGUGCCCCGAAGAUGAUUAUUACCGAGCAAGACCCAGCUAUGACAAAGGCAUUAACUCAUGUUUUUCCAAAUACUUUUCACAGGUAUUGUAGUUGGCAUAUAUUAAUGAAGUUUUCUGAGAAAAUUGAUGCAGUGAAUUAUAGUAUUUAUAAAAGAGACAUGUCAAGUAGCCAACGAGCAGAAAGUGGACAUGCACUCUUCAAGAAAUUUGUUUCGAAGAAUAAUUCAUUGGUGGAUUUUAUGAUACAGUUUGGUCAGGGACUAGUGCACCAACGUCACGAGGAGUUGAUGGCCGAUCACAAAAGCGUGAUUGAGAAACCUAAACUUAGAAUAAAUCAUGACUUUUUGGAGCAAAUAGUUGAUAUUUACACUAAUGAAAUGUAUUACAAGUUUGAGGCUGAAGUGUGUGACAGCUUUAACUACAAGCUACAUUGUAAAAAGUUUGAAAGCACCGAAAUCAUAUGUACUCACAUUAUCUCAUAUUUGAUGAAAUUUGAUGCUGAAAGAUUGCCCGAUAAAUACAUCUUAUUGAGAUGGACUAAGUCUGCAAAUUCGGGGACAGUUCAUGAUGAUAAAGGCAUACAGAUAACCCCUGAUAAUUCUUAUCUUUUAACGCGGGGUCAAUUUAUCCAAUUAUCUUUGGAUUUAGUUGACAAGUCCCUCGUAUGUGAAAAAACAAGGGAGAUGUUUACCGAUGGAUUGUGUAGCAUUAAUGAGCAAAUUGACCAAUUUCUUAGUAGCUACAUGGAUGUAAUGGGCUUCACUGAGAAAAGUAAUCCAAUAUGUAGUAAGAUAAUAGGUAAUGGUACUAGUGCGCAUGGUUCUUAUAGUUCUGAAAAUAGUUUCAAUGAACCCGAUCAAGUGCGCGCAAAAGGGUGCGGUAAAAGGUUGAAAGGAGGAAAAGAGACAACAAUGACUAGAGCCAAAAAUAAAAAAGAUUGA
Molecule: messenger RNA, 1056 nt
Organism: Asparagus officinalis (garden asparagus)
Lineage: Eukaryota; Viridiplantae; Streptophyta; Magnoliopsida; Asparagales; Asparagaceae
Product: protein FAR1-RELATED SEQUENCE 7-like
Exons: 4
Coding region: 1-1056 (351 amino acids)
Biological process (GO): regulation of DNA-templated transcription
Source: RefSeq, a predicted model, not a curated record